GUAGAGGGAGGAUCCAGCCGUUGAAUUUCUCGCACAAGCCACUUAAUGUGAGCUCCGAGCAUGACAAUAACUGCACAGUUCCAGACCUCGCCCCCACCGGCGCAGCCAGGCUCCCUCCGCGGCUCCAGCGCUAGCUCCGGCCGGGAGCCCGGAGCCGUUUUCCCGCAGGUGCAGCGCCAUGAACUGCAGCGAGGCGCGGGCGCUGCCGGCGCUGCUCAGCGCGCUGCUGCGGGAGCUGCGCCGCGGCCGCCACGCCAGCGCGCCCGCGCCGCCGGCCCCCGCGGCCGGGCCCGGGGCAGACGCCUCGCUCUACAUCCUGCUCAUCAUGAUCUUCUACGGCUGCCUGGCCGGGGGGCUCAUCCUCGCCUACACCCGCUCGCGGAAGAUGGAGUCCAAGCACGACCCCUACCACCUCUACAUCGAGCGCGACUGGGGCCGCGGCGGCGGCGGCCCGGGACAGCCGGCCGAGGGCCAGCGGCUGAUGUGAGCGCGACUGCGGCCGAGAAGGAAGAGCCCGCGGCGCUCCUGCCGGCCGCGGCUCGGCUGCCCCGGAGCGCGGGCGGGAGCGGGCGGCUGCCGGGACCGCGCCUGGCUACCGACGGCUGCUGGGACCGCAAACCGGACUGCUCCUCGUCUUGCAGCGAGGGCUGCUCUCUUAACGCUUU
Molecule: messenger RNA, 665 nt
Organism: Colius striatus (speckled mousebird)
Lineage: Eukaryota; Metazoa; Chordata; Aves; Coliiformes; Coliidae
Gene: KCNE5
Product: potassium voltage-gated channel subfamily E regulatory subunit 5
Exons: 1
Coding region: 179-487 (102 amino acids)
Biological process (GO): ventricular cardiac muscle cell action potential; membrane repolarization during action potential; potassium ion export across plasma membrane
Cellular component (GO): membrane
Molecular function (GO): transmembrane transporter binding; voltage-gated potassium channel activity involved in ventricular cardiac muscle cell action potential repolarization; delayed rectifier potassium channel activity
Source: RefSeq, a predicted model, not a curated record